AUGCAAUCCGCCUCUGCACGAACCGAGCCGACGAAACGUUGCGUUUGUUUUCGUUCCGAGGUGCCGCUCCGAGCGGCCGAGAACCACUCGGAGGAGAACAGCGUCGAGCCGUCGAGAAUCACGACUAGUAGACAGCCGGGUGUGUGUGGGGGGGGGGGGGGGUAUUAUCCAAAAAUAAAUAGGAUACAAUAUAUAUCCAUUCUUCUAUGGUAAAGCUAAGUUAUACCCAUUCACUAACUUUAUUUAGGAUAUAGCCGAACUUUGCACAGAAAAAAGGAAAAGAUGAGAAAGGUAAAUAAAAUAAGAGUCGUUAAAUAAAGGAUCCUCUCCCUUCCCUUUUUCUGAUUCCCUCUGCCUUUCUUUUUGUUUAUAGAGCGACAGCAGUUCAUCCUCAAGCUCGCUCGUGCGUUCAUGAUGUUUGGUGCGCCUUCGCAUCGCCUCGAGGCGCAGUUACAGGCGACAGCGCGGGUGCUCGAGAUCAAUUGCCAAGUCAUCUACAUCCCAGCCGUCAUGCUCGUGUCCUUUGGCGAUUCAGCGACCCACACCUCCGAAGUGAGGUUCGUGCGGCAGUCCUCGGGUCUCGACCUCGGCAAACUCAAGACGGCGUACAUGAUCUACUAUGACACAAUCUACGACAAAAUCUCGGUCACGGACGCGUCGAAGCAACUCGACGACCUCAUGCUCGCCGGACCGGUGAGCGGGGGAAGAAAACUUGAGAUGGUCGCGUUUGGCUGA
Molecule: messenger RNA, 735 nt
Organism: Microbotryum saponariae
Lineage: Eukaryota; Fungi; Basidiomycota; Microbotryomycetes; Microbotryales; Microbotryaceae
Source: the annotation of a GenBank genome assembly